This is a messenger RNA of Egretta garzetta (little egret), 5387 nucleotides long. RefSeq names its product signal peptide peptidase-like 3. NCBI's taxonomy places the organism in Eukaryota, Metazoa, Chordata, Aves, Pelecaniformes, Ardeidae. The transcript has 8 exons. Gene Ontology annotation, cellular component: cytoplasmic side of endoplasmic reticulum membrane; Golgi-associated vesicle membrane; lumenal side of endoplasmic reticulum membrane. The record is from RefSeq and is a predicted model, not a curated record. The coding region runs from base 1 to 744 and encodes 247 amino acids. Gene Ontology annotation, biological process: membrane protein proteolysis. Gene Ontology annotation, molecular function: aspartic endopeptidase activity, intramembrane cleaving.
AUGGGCAGUUGGGCCCGCAGAGGGAUUUCUGCUUCCCUGGGAGCACGUGCACAGUUGGCUACUGAAUGUGUUUUGACUUCUCUGACCUCUGCUCUGGCUAUGGGCCUGUGUGUUGCAAUGAUAGCCUUUGUUCGGCUGCCGAGCCUGAAGGUUUCCUGCUUGCUACUCUCUGGGUUACUAAUUUAUGAUGUCUUUUGGGUCUUUUUUUCUGCCUACAUCUUUAACAGCAAUGUUAUGGUGAAAGUGGCCACACAACCAGCUGAUAACCCCCUGGACGUUUUAUCCCGGAAACUUCACCUGGGACCAAAUGUGGGUAGAGAUGUUCCCCGUCUGUCGCUGCCUGGUAAACUUGUAUUUCCAAGUUCCACAGGCAGCCACUUCUCCAUGCUGGGGAUCGGAGACAUUGUGAUGCCAGGUCUUCUGCUCUGCUUUGUUCUGCGUUACGACAACUACAAAAAGCAAGCCAACAGCGAUUCCUGUGGUGCCCCAGGACCAGGGAACAUCUCUGGACGUAUGCAGAAGGUCUCUUACUUUCACUGCACACUUAUUGGAUAUUUUGUAGGUCUAUUAACUGCAACAGUAGCUUCUCGUAUUCACCGGGCAGCCCAGCCUGCCCUGCUCUAUUUGGUACCUUUUACUUUAUUGCCGCUCCUCACCAUGGCCUAUUUAAAGGGCGAUCUACGUCGCAUGUGGUCUGAGCCUUUCCACUCCAAGUCCAGCAGCUCCCGUUUCCUGGAGGUAUGAUGGAACAGACAGGAAGUGACCUGAACUUCUGCCUUGGUCCUUUUCACUUUAACUUGUGGCUUUGUUGUCUCCUAAAGCUGGACUGGCUGGUACUUGGGAAGGUACCAAUUACGGGACUUGUAUGAAGGGACUUUGUAUUAGAAGGAGGAAAAGGAAAAAAAACUAAGACCCUGGAGCUCCGUGUGACUCCGUAUCUCCCUGCAGAUGUGGAAUUGGGGACCCUUUGUGCAACUGCAGCCACUUUCCUCUUUUCCUCGCUCGGAUGGAUUAGUACCAGGCUAUUACCUGUGUGAGAGAGGAAGAGACAGACUUGAAACUGAAAACGACUUGAGGUCGUUCAAAAACUUGUGAACACUAAAAGAAAAAACCGUUAAGCAAACUGAAGCUUCAGAGAACCCUCGUGGACAUUGGGACCAGUUUCCUGCUGGACUUCGGUUUUGAAAAGAACUGAGACAGAAGCAGUUCCAGUUCUGUUAUUUUAUUGACUGAAAGGCUUCCCUGAGGUAAUGAGAACUUUUGUCCUUUACAAUACUCUACCAAAUUGGGCUUGGGGAACUCUCCUGGUCGUAGCUCUUGGUAGCUGGAUGGAUGCUGGUAACUGUUAGCUGACUGGACGGGAAACAGGAAUGUUUAAGGAUGAACCUGACUGAACAGUAACAUCACUCUGGGGCACGGUGUCAUUACAGAGGUAAGGAAGCUUCAGUGAAACACCUGAUCCGUUCUGCUCUGUCAGAUGUUACAAGAAGAGCAUAUUUGGAGCAGAAGAAAAUUUUGUCUGGCCACGUGUUUGUACGGUCAUUAAUUAACCCCUUCCUCUGUUCUCAGGCAGGUCUGCCGCUGCUCGCAGGCAGGGGGGCUGAUGAGGCCGAUGGCCUCCGAGCUGGCUGCAGCGGAUCUCUGAGACAGGUACAACAUCUGAAGAAACAGUGAGAAGCAGCGCAGCCCUUCACAGGGGCAGGGGGCUCCAAGAUUAGCAAGUGUGAGCGGGUGGGUGUGGCAAGGGGGAUGGUGUGACUUUAUUUUCAUUAAUCUUAUCUUAGUUGAAAGCAUUUCCUCUAUCGUGUCUGCAACACUCACUGUCAGGGAACUGUCACGUCUUAAUGAAGCAAAUGGGUUAUAAUUAAAAAUUUGCUUUUAUGGUUCAUAGCAGGUGUUAGGUCCCAGACUUUCAGUCAGCUUGGGAUAAGGGAAAGGCAUCAGUUUUCAGCUACACACCUCAAGGUGAAUAAAAUAUUGAUAUUCAGGAUAUUCAGAGAGAGAAAAAAAGACACUUCUGGGUUGGUUUUUUUUUGCCCAGAGGUUCCGAGCAGUGGAAUAACAUUUUUAGAUCCAGUUUGCUACUGCUUUAUCUUCCCAGCCAUUCCACCUGAUAGCAAUGCACAUCUCAGGUGCUUUCAGCUUCUCGGCAGUUCCCUCCUGCCUUUGGAAUUAAAAUAAAAGGCCUUUCUUUAUUUUGCAGUGGCAUUUCUUUAUUCCCCACCAGGAAAACGUGCCUAUGAAUGAUCUUCUACACUUAAAAUGGGUUCUGGAAAAAGUUCUAGGAGUGCUAAUUGACAAAUGCUUAAUGAGAAUUAAUUCAGCUUUCCAGAAAAAUCUUGGCCUGCCUUUUUAAGCUGUAUUGCCCUCCUGCACGCUCUGCGACCUUCUGACUUGAACUGAGGGAAGAGACUGAGCUGUAACUGCAACGCUUUGUUGCUGAACCCACAGGUAGUGCCUGCUGCACUGAGCCGACUGCCCCACUUCCCCAGUGGGAGCUUGCACCUGCCAGGUGAGCAAAAUGGGACUGAAAACUGUUUGCCCCUUCAGCAUGGAACAAGAAAAGGAGUUUGGUGCUUUGCAGAGGUUAACUGAAGCGUAACUGUUCUAAAUACAAAGCUAUUCCACUUGCAGAGGGAAAAACAUCCUCCUAGGCUUUCCGAGUAAGUGAAAGCUGUAAAGCUUUGUCCCACGGCCGCCCUGUCUACAACCACCUCAGCAUUCGGGGGGAUUAGAACCAGAUUCUUACCUCGCUACUCAGCUGCUGGGCCCUCUCUGUGCAGAUGCACCUUUUGUCCUUGUUUCUUCAGUCUGGCCGACUACGCAUCUUCUCAGCUCAAGGUGAAGUUGCACAAGCUCCUUUGGGUUUCCAGAGGCCAUCGAGGGCCUAGGGUUCCCUGUCCCUGGGGUGCAGCACAGUUGUUCAUGCCGCCUUGGUUUAGCGUUUUGUUGAACUCCUUAAUAAACUACUUGGCACACAGCCCUGCAGUGGGAUCACUGAGCCCCUUCUUCUGAAAAGGUGUCAGAAAAAAAAAUUUCAGUAGUUGUUUGACUAAUAUAAGCCUUCUUAUAGGAAGGUAAAAGGAUACUGGCAAAAAAGUGAUAACCAGAGCCUGUUUAUAGCAAAGUACAAACCUGUUAAUGGUUCUGGAGUCGGUUUUGUGCUCUGUCUUUGUGAAUAGUCAGCUUAGAAAUUCUACUGUUUGUAUUUUGAAAUUUCCCUAAGGUCACACUUAAUCUUGCAAACAUUAUGAGUUCAGAAGUGACCCGGGGGUUGUCUAGCCCGUUGUGUCGCACUCAGAAGGCUUUUGCUGAGAUGAACAUUUCCUGUCUUGAGCAUGGAAGCACGGUGUGUUCUGUGAGGGAAGGGGAAGACGUCACGGAGGCGAUGAGGAAAUACACGCUGUCGGUUUGGUGGCUGCCCCAGCUCAGCACUGACCUCCUUAGAGGGGGAAGUGGAGGGAAGGCUCUCAAGUAUUUUUCUUUUUAUACAAUUAGUGAGCGAGCAGAAUUUGAAACUAAUUUUUAGCUAAACAGUAGUAAACUGCGUUUUUCAUUCAAGCAACACCACUGUCACAUUUUCUUAUCUCUGUUUCAUUUCUUCUUCCCAUUAUAGGUACUUUGCUCUUUCACUUCAGGAUGUCUUUCAAAUUUGGCAUGUUUCACGCUUUCCAAGACCCCCAGCCUUACCUGAAUGUGUGGCUGUUGCCAGAUAAAGCUGUCAGGGAAGACUACUAGAGAGGACUAUUCUGGUGGGAAAGCAAUGCUACAGCCAUUUCAGCCGAGUCCUGUGGAAAAUUUUAUACACUGCUUAAACUUGGAAGGCUGAGAUGGAGCUUCUGGUUUUUUUUCAAAAUUGUGUGAAAUUGAGAGGUGAGCCCUGUCCCGCUGUGCUCCAAGGAAGGCAGAUGCUUCAGAAGGGGAUCCAGACUCCAGGCAGCUCUUCAUUCCUGGUGGGGGACGGGCCAAGAAGGAUGUGGGUCAAUGUCUGUGCUUCUCCCCAGGAAGAGUUAAAUAUUUCUCACCUGUGUGCAUUUAAUUGUGACAGCCCAGAACAGCUCGUCUCUUCCUUUAGUCUGUUGGGAGCUCACAUGAAGAGACUGUGAGCUUUAUAUACAAUAUAAAACAUAUCAAAUAUAAGGUGAGGGGAAGUAACUCCUUGUUAUUUUAACUGUGUUUCCUAAGAAAUGAUUCAAGUUAGGGCUCCCCCUGCUUCAUUCCCAGUCUGUUCUGUAACCAGUUUCACAUAUGCUUAAGAGCGUUGUGGGGCUAAAACCCACAAUGCCCUUGGAAAGGUGUAGCUGUGGCUUAUCUCCUUUCCCCACCUCUUUCUAAUUUAUGUAUGACCUGGUUUUCCCAGCUCGGCGCCCCAACUGUGCAAUGUUGGCUGAGUUUGUAAACUGAUAAAAACAUUUGGCUUCACCUGUAAAUAGACCCUUUUCUCCAAGGAAAGCCUGGCCCUGCCCACACCUAGCCAGGUUACGCUGUCUGGGGGUGGCUCUCGGGAAGAGCUCCCUCUGUAAUGCUGCAAAACAUGUUUGUGUUCUGCGCUUUCAGCAGUUCUGUAACAGCCCUGAGGAGCAGACGCACGUGCGGUACAGCCACAAGUCUCUCGGCCAGCAGCAGCAAGGAGUAAGCUCUUGGUAUCUUGCUCCGGGAAAAGCCAGUUCUUUGCUCUCGGAGCUCUGGGGCAGGCUUUGUGCAUAACCGUGCUGUUUACCCAAGCACUGCUGCAGACAGUGUGUGUGGCAGGUUACCAGUCCCUCUCCGGACCUGUGGCAGCAAGGAAGGUAUUGGCAAGCUUUUGUUUAAGAGACUUUGCACCCUUAAAGUGUGUUUUUAAGUAAUAGCAAAAGGGAAUUCUGAUAGAGUAUCUUAAGCUGCUGCUAGGCUCAGGAACCUGACUGGAUGCUGUAGCUACACCAGUGAUGGGUUUUAUUUAUUUUUUUUUUGUACCAGCUCCACCCUUUCAGUAAGUUGAUGAUGUGCAGUGUAAUUUGAUACAGGUUAUGGCAGAGGUGCAGCACUCAGCAAGUUAGCAUCAAGUACGCAGUUGUGAGCCAGGUCAGCUGUUGUACUGAUGUCAGAGCAAGCAAGAAGCUCGUUAAUGAGGCACGCGGUGCGUGAUCCAGGCGCUCCCAGAAGCAGACUCUGAUCACAGGCACAGCAUCUCGUUUGUUGGUUCUUAAGGUGUGUUCUCUGUCAGCCGAGGUGUUCAUCGCUGUUCCCCCCCUUAGGUCAGCCAUGGUGCGUGUUCAGGGGCAAUUUCACUCUGCUCUGGAGAAGGGAAGCUGCAGUCAUUUAGUGUUGGUAAGUGAAGGAGGCGGGAUGUUGAAGAGGAGCAGGCUGAAAGCACCGAUGGUACAGUAAAGCAGAGCUAAGAGAAG